ACCGCAGUGACCAAUCCAAACUGCAUUCCCUUCUCUCUUUCUCUGUGCCCGCCUUUAAAAUAGGAGGUCGUAGAGUGUCGAGAAAGCUAAGUGCCUCUCUAACCCUACCCUCCUCCGACCUGCACCGGAAAGCGCCCCCUGUUCCAAGGUUCUUCGAGGCCUCGAUCCCGAUAAGCAUCCGAGUGUGAGAGGUCUCCACUUCUUGACUCGUUCUUCUGUUGCCACAACAUGUCAAGAUAUCAUCUGAAGCAGUACGAGAAGGAGCACAUGAAGAUGGCCAUGCUGAAGCAGGAAGAGACAUUCAGGCAGCAGGUUCAAGAACUGCACCGGCUGUACCGGGUCCAGAAGCUACUGAUGACCGACGCGGCGAACGCAGCAGCAAUGCCCGCGGCCACCCGCUGCGACCUCGAGGACGAGAGGCGCGCCGCGGAGAACCACGCCGGCUCGAGCAAGUCGUGGGACGACGCCUACCCGGAGCAGGGGAAGGCCACCACUCCCCAGCUCGCCCUCCAAGAAAGCGAGCUCGAGCUGACGCUGUCUCUAGGGUGCUUCGGGACGGCCGGGAAGAAGGCGGCGGCCAAGAAGGAGACGUCGUCGAGCGUGGAUUCCAGGACGAGCAUUUCGUCGUCGUCGACGGAGUCCGGCAGCCCGGACCGCAGGCUCGUCCUGCCUGCUCCGUCUCUGAUCGGAUCCGCGGCGGCCAUCAGGCCUGGUGCUGGUAGCGUGGGGCAGCGCCUGGAGCAGGACGGGCUGCAGCAGCCUCCUUGGCUCCACAAGUGUCUGAAUCUGGCACGAUAGGCUAGUUCAUGUCCCACUGUAUUCAUUGUAAUGUCAACCAUUCUGCAAUUCUUACGUCACUACAAAAAAAAACUUCUGUUCCUA
This is a messenger RNA of Panicum hallii, 882 nucleotides long. RefSeq lists its product as uncharacterized. Lineage: Eukaryota; Viridiplantae; Streptophyta; Magnoliopsida; Poales; Poaceae. The record is from RefSeq and is a predicted model, not a curated record. Bases 229 to 798 code for a protein of 189 amino acids. The transcript is spliced from 3 exons.